Molecule: messenger RNA, 3790 nt
Organism: Oryza sativa Japonica Group (Japanese rice)
Lineage: Eukaryota; Viridiplantae; Streptophyta; Magnoliopsida; Poales; Poaceae
Source: RefSeq, a predicted model, not a curated record
AAACAUGAAGAUAGCACAAUUGAGUAGCUACACUACGCAUCAAAGUGCUUAUUUAAUUCGCUAGGUAGUUCCCUGGCCUUGACGAUCAAUUGUUCAUCACCAUUUUUGCUUUGCGACACCGUACGUCCAUGUUGCCCCAAACAACUCCGCUUAAUUUGCAUUGACGAUCACUUCUGCCACCAGGGGAAGUGGAGAUCCAUCUCGAUCGAUCGAUAGAUAUGGGUUAGAUUUGUUUUGUGGAGCUUCUUUUACUUGUCCUUGGAGAUAGACAGGAAUUCAUCAUGCGUCGGGAGCGCAUUGAUGCGACUAGUGUUGAGGCGGCGGUAGAAUCACUAAUCCCUUACUUGGAGGAUACCAGCAGUGCUGCACAUAAGUCCAUCUACUUUGACGGAUGGGAUGGACUGGGUGCGUCUGCGGUGCUCAGAGCGAUAGCAGAAAAUCCAGCGCCAUCUCUGAGGAAGAAAUUUGACAGGAUUAUCCAUGUUGACUGCUCGAGAUGGAAGAAACGAAGGCAACUGCAAAGAGCGAUCGCUGAUCAACUCAAGCUUCCUCAGCAUGUAAUGGAUUUGUUUGAUAGGCAGGAUGAGGAGGAUGAUUUCAGCGGGGUUGAAGAAAGCUCCAGAGCAGAGGUAACAGAUAUCGGAAAGGAGAUCUAUCAAACCAUCAAGGACCUCAGUUGUUUGUUGAUUUUUCAUAAUGGGAGUGACGACACAGUUGAUACAAGCAAACUUGGCUUCCCCCUAUACGAUUGGUCUGAUAAUAAAGUGCUUUGGACCUUCAGAGGAAGGCUACGGCUCAAUCCAAAAAUUGCAGAUAAUGUGGACAGUUCACACCUCAAUAUUUAUAGUCAUUAUUAUUAUCAUUUUUAUUCAUUUGAAAGUUUGAAUGAUUUAUUACCAAGAGAAGCUGAAGAAAUCACUCAAUACUCAGGUGAGCUCCACCUUGAUGGCACCAAAGCUGCAGAAUGUUGCUUGUAUCUAUUGUCUCUGAAUUAUAGGGGUGGCCACAUCAUGGACUACAACUGGGCAACCCAUGCCUGCAACUAUUGGGUUUGCGAUGGAAUAAUAACAGUACAAGAAGAAAAAGGAGGAGGUAGCCUACAGGAGGACCAAGCAUGGGAGCUUGCAGCUGCUCUGCAUCAGGAGAUACGUCUAGAGGACUACUCAUCCAACAGAGUGCCUGGUUUUGGUCAUUAUUUGGAUACUCCCCCAAAUCGAUGGGUUUUGGUCACCCAGGAGUCUGACAUGAAGGACAAACCAACUCUAGAAACAACGUCCUUGUUCAUUGCAUUCCAAAGUGUGGUAUUGUUACCGGAUGACAUGUUCCAUCAAGCAAACAAAGUCCAAGUACUGAGAUUGUGCAACUGUGCCUUCAACUUUUCGUCACCUCCUUUCCAUUGCUGCCACAACUUAAGAUUUCUUGGCCUGGAUAAAUGCCAAGAUCAUCGGACACAAGAAGCUGGAGAGGAUAAGAGCAACACUAGUUCAGCACUGGAGUUUUUUCAGAGGCUAUGGGUAUUAGACAUAUGCUACAUAGAUUGGGAGCUGCCUUUCCCUACAGAGAGUACAAGAGAGCAGCAAAUGGCAAUGAACAUUAGGGAGGUACAUAUAAACAAGGGAAGGAUUUGGCGCAGAAAUUUUGCAUGGCGGCGAUUGAAGAACCUUCGAAAGCUUCGAGUAAUUGAGCCUACACACCCUUGGGGUAACAAAGGGGAAAUAGAUGAGUUUGCUGACAUGCUGAAGCUGGAGAUCCUUGACCUGUCUAAGAAUACUAUGAUACAAGUUUUGCCAAGCCUAUGUGGUGCCAGUAGCCUCAAAACACUGAUCCUAGAUGAUUGUGUUGUGCUGGAACAAGUUGGCCCCCAGGGACUUCCUCCUUCGCUUGAAUCAUUCAGCUUUGCUUCAAGAGAAGGAAACAAAGCUAAAAUCUCAUCUAUCUCCUUGGCUGGUUGCUCGAGCUUGGUGAACUUCACAUUACGUGGGCCAUUGCAAAACCUUAGGGGAUUGGACCUCUCUGGCACAAUGAUAAAAAUGCUUGACCUUCGAGAUGUACAAGACUCAUGUAUUGGACAAAUAAUUCUGCUACGGUGUGAGAAGCUAUGCACCAUAUUAUGGCCAGAGAAAGGAUUCCCAAACCUAAGCAUGCUACACAUUGAUUCAUUGGUUUGCCAUGUAGAAACAGAGCAGCAGCAAGCAUAUGCAACCGUGAUGGAUUUAAGAUUUGUUCAAUCCUUGGUGUUAAGAAGCAAUAACAAGUUCUGUUGGAACUGCAAUAAGACCCAUAUAAAUAUAUGCAUCUCUUCUACCCCAAAAGAUGCAACACCAAAAAAGAAGACAAUGAGCUAUUACAGCGCUCAAAAAGUAGUUGGCUCACCUCUACACAUGCCAAUAGUCACCACCAUUCAACCUGUUGUUUGCUACAAGGAUGUCAACUUGGCCAUGAUAUCUGCUAUUGAGCUGGAAGGCAGCAGUGCACCACGGCAUGAGCCACUAGACAUCCAUGUGGAGAUCGGAGAGGGAAUAAGCUAUGCUAAUGUUGUCAGUGAACAAGCAUUGAGUGCAGUAUCAUUUAUGAUGAACAAGGCCAAGUCUUUGCACGUACAUGACAAUUUUUCAAUCACCAGUGUUAACCCUAAACACGUGAUUUUGACAGAGGAUAAGGAAAUUACAUGGUAUUGUCUAAAGAGGUGCCACAUUGAGAGAUGUCACAAGUUGAACACUGUCUUCUCUACCGAUUAUAUCAAAUACCGCUUUCAAACACUGGAGGCAUUUUCAGCAGCUGAGCUCAUGAUGGCAAAUUGUAUUUGGAGCAGAGGAAGGACAUUCCCUGGUUGGAACAGUAAUAUGUUUGCAAAACUGAGGAGUAUACACUUACACUACUGUCCGAGGCUCACGUUUGUGCUUCCACUAUCAUGGCCUACUCCAUACUCACACUUGCCCAGCUUGGAGACUCUCCACAUCGUCUACUGCAGUGAACUCAGACAGAUCUUCCCCGUGGAGGCAGUUGCUCUAAGGGAACAACCAAGAGGUGUGCUGAGAUUCCCAAAGCUGAAGCACAUCCACCUGCAUGAUGUCCCCAAGCUGCAUCAGAUAUGCGAAAUCAGCAGGAUGGUUGCUCCUGUGCUCGAGACAAUCAGGGUGAGGGGAUGCUGGGCUCUCAAGCGCAUCCCCGCCAUCAACGGUCGCCCAAUCGUGGACUGCGAGAAGGACUGGUGGGAGAAGCUGGAAUGGGAGGGGAUGAAUGUUGGCCAUGACCCCUCCCUCUUUGAGCCUCGCCACUCGAUGUACUACAAGAAGGCUCUACCCAGAUGCUCUCUUCUCCGGUGAGGCGACAUGCAGACGCUGUAUCAACUGCUGCUCACUUGUUAAGAUUUACUGAUGGAUCAACCAAGUUGUCUGCAUGCUUUCUUCCGUCUCGCUGCAGUGGUUUCGAGUGUUUGCUUGUUUUCUGAAGAAUAAAUUGGUGCAUCAUGUGCUUGCAGCAAGCACCUCUGAGUUGUAUAUAUUGUUGUGUGCUUGCAUACUAAGUUAAUUAAUUCGCGUGUGUGUCUCUCAGGGGAGUGACGCAGAACCAUCUGUGUGUGUGGAUUUGUUGAUGAUGUAUGUGCUUGAAAUAAGAGGGUCUGAUGGGCCUCUGUGGUGUGCCUACCACUAGUUCCCAGAAGUUCAUGGUGUGACAGUGUGUAAUUGCAAACGAAUGGACAUAAAUUAAAUAUUGAUGCUGCAUCGUGGUGAUGCUGCAACAAAUGUAUUGUGUGAUCUACAUGUGGACUACUGAUUUGAUUGUUUAA